Molecule: messenger RNA, 444 nt
Organism: Knipowitschia caucasica
Lineage: Eukaryota; Metazoa; Chordata; Actinopteri; Gobiiformes; Gobiidae
Source: the annotation of a GenBank genome assembly
AUGUUGAGCUGGCAGCUGGCGCUUCUACUUACAGAUCUGCUCGUUCCGGUCGAUGUGCCCGGACACGAACAGGACCCCCGGUCUCCAGGUUCACCUCAGAUACGGGCUGCGGGAGUUGGGAACACUUGGAACCGGCGCGAGGCCAGUUUGGUCAGGUCAGCCCCAGGUCCUCCGCGAUGGUUUCCCCGUGUGUUGCCGUGUUCUGCCUCCUUGGGACCGAUUACGGAUCUGCCCCAAAGACCGUUGCGUAAGGCACAGCGCGAGGCACAGCAGCGAGCAUCACGGCCAAAGCUCACGGUGUCAACAAGCAGAAACAACGGCGCGUCACUGCGCACUGCCGUGUCCACAGUCCUGUGCUGCGCGGGCCCAUCUGACCGAGUCCAAACACCGUACACAUCUCCCGUACAUCCACUCUGUAAAGCUCUGCUCCUGUCUCCGCGGUGA